This is a messenger RNA of Fusarium odoratissimum NRRL 54006, 153 nucleotides long. RefSeq lists its product as uncharacterized. The coding region runs from base 1 to 153 and encodes 50 amino acids. NCBI's taxonomy places the organism in Eukaryota, Fungi, Ascomycota, Sordariomycetes, Hypocreales, Nectriaceae. The record is from RefSeq and is a predicted model, not a curated record. The transcript is spliced from 2 exons.
AUGCUCAGAAGAAGCCUGCAGACACCCGAUCCCGACGAGCCUUAUCUAACAGAAGGCCACGAUGUGAUCGAUAUGAUCGAUAUGAUCGACCAAGCUAUCAAGGAAGACGGUCACGACCUAGAACGUGAUAUAUUCUUUUACAUAAAUAACUAA